Arachis duranensis is the source of this 340-nucleotide messenger RNA. RefSeq lists its product as uncharacterized. Bases 1 to 282 code for a protein of 93 amino acids. The record is from RefSeq and is a predicted model, not a curated record. The transcript is spliced from 4 exons. Lineage: Eukaryota; Viridiplantae; Streptophyta; Magnoliopsida; Fabales; Fabaceae.
AUGAAAGGUAAUUUUACACUCAUCUUGCUUGUAAGACAUCUUUUUGCAGCGCUUACAAGUGGCAUGGAAGAUUAUCCUUUUACUAUUCUUACUGUGUUUAUAUUAAGGGCAAGUGGAAUUAUUGUGCCCAUGUACAUAAUAAUUAGGACAAUUGGAGGCAUACAUAGUAGUAUUCACCGCCACUAUCAUCAGGAUUCUGACGAUGAUGACACAUCGACAAUAUCUGAUGGAGAUGAUGAAGAAAACGAGACAAGCCAGGAUGAAGAUUUAGAAUAUUCAUAGUUAUGGUUGUCAUGGUAUGCUUUAAUUGUAUCGGAGCAUUGUGCUAAUGCUCGUCAAA